AAAAUUGUCGAGAGCGCGAAGUGGAGGGAACCGCGGGAACCCCGUCUCGUUCGAACUAGACACUUCACUGGGCGACGCGCUCGCCGCGCAUGCGCCGAGACUCCUGGCCGCCGUAACGACGCCGACGCCGUUGCUGCGCGUUGCGGAGCAUAAGGGGACGAGCAGGGACGAGAAAGAAAGAUUCCAAUCGGAGCCAACGACGCCGUCGCUUCGUAGCGAUCGCCGACGAUGCGCGACAUCGGACAUCGCGCCGAUAUCUCCUAGGAGUCGACGUCGCCGAGGGAGAGACGUAAAUCAUUUAAAACAAUUCGCGCGAGCGCGAAAAUGUGAUCGCCCCGUCGUCUUCUCGUCUCAUCAACAACACAACGUUCGACAUCCGCAGUGGAGUCACCCGAAGCGAUCGAAUUCCAUCGCGAAUUUCCCGACGCCAGUUUCACUCCGUUUGCCCGGAACAUGAACGGGCAAGUGCAGUCAUCGCGAGAGAGGUUAGGUGGUUUCGGUCCCAUGAAUCUUGGAUUAUUUUCCGGAAUGAUCGCCACGGAUCGUGUUCCUACAAUUCAAUCAUUCAACUCAGACGCCGAGUUAGAUGACACCAUGGCCGCGACGGAAGUCGACAGCAAAGUCAAAACGAAAUUGCUCUCUAUGUGGAAUAUUAUCUAAUAUGGUUGGACUGUGAAGAUGAAGACGAACUUCUCUAAGGAAUCUCCCGUGUGGUUGUUGGGACUGUGUUAUUUGAAGAAGUCAGAAUAUCCCUUGGAGAGAGCAUCGGAAGCAUUAGAGCCAGUUGGAACGGGUAGUCAGGUUUCCUUGGCGAUGGAUGCCACGAAUUUCGAGAAUACCAUAGAGGAAUUCAAGAGAGAUUUCAUGUCGCGUCUUUGGUUAACAUACAGACGCGAAUUCCCAAUCCUAAACGGCUCCACCUUUACCACGGAUUGCGGUUGGGGCUGCAUGUUACGCAGUGGGCAAAUGAUGCUGGCACAAGCAUUAGUCUGUCAUUUUCUCGGACGAGAAUGGAGAUGGCGACCCGAACAAUCGACUGACGAGAGCAGUCAUCGGAUGAUUAUCAAAUGGUUUGGCGAUCAACCAACGCCAGAAUCUCCGUUCUCCAUACACAAGCUCGUGUCGCUCGGUGCUUCAACGGGGAAACGCGCUGGCGAUUGGUACGGUCCCUCCUCGGUCGCGCAUCUUUUGUGUCAGGCUAUGGAACGCGCCAGCGAAGAUCCCAACAGUAAGCUCAAUCAGUUGGCGGUAUACGUCGCCCAAGAUUGUGCAGUGUACAUGCAAGAUGUUGAGAAUGUUUGCUGCACUCCAGACGGUGGACGGAAGGCAUUGAUACUCUUAGUACCCUUGAGGCUCGGUGCCGACAAGUUGAACCCUGUUUACGCGCCUUGUUUGACAUCGCUGUUGACAUUGGACACGUGUAUUGGCGUGAUCGGUGGCCGACCGCGACAUUCGCUCUAUUUCAUCGGUUAUCAAGAUGACAAACUGAUCCACUUGGAUCCGCAUUAUUGUCAGGAAACCGUUGACGUCGAAGGAAAUGAAAAAUUCCCGUUGACAAGUUUCCAUUGCACGUCACCGCGAAAGAUGUUACUCUCGAAGAUGGAUCCUAGUUGUUGCGUAGGCUUCUACUUUCCUGACAAGGAAUCUCUCACCGAUUUCAUGGAAACAAUUCAACAGUUCGUGAUACCGAACCAGAAUAUGGACUACCCGAUGUUCCUGUUCUGCGAGGGAAGCGGCAAGGAUCUGCAGCAGGGAAUUGAGGUCGUCGAGGGUCUUCUGCCGUCUUCAAGUAGAUUCGGUCAUGAGAGCAUGGAGGACGAUUUGUUCGAGUGCGAGGAGUUCGAGUUGUUGCACUAAGAAAAAAAAGAGAAAAAAGGAAGAAUGGAAAGAACGCGAGAAUACGAUACACGCGAUUCCAUGAUCGGAGUUACUCUCGAGAACAUCUCUGCGUCUCUACCUAUUACUUCGUGAAUGUAAUUUUUUUUCGUAUAUUCGCUUCUCCAGAGCGUAUAUAAGAAAACAGCGAAUAUAUCAUUCGGAUAUAUCAUUCUGGAAAGGACGUCUGAGUUGAGGAUUGGCGCAUUCCCAUCGAUCUCAAUGCGUGAAUGAAAACGGGAUGUGAGUUAACUCAAUGACCAGUUACUGUUACUUAUGAAAAAGGAGAUAAGAAAGCAAAAGAUUAUUUCCGACGUUAGUACAAGUUAUUCGAUUAAGCUGAUUCAUUCGUAUUUUCAAUUAAUAUGUAUAUGUAUAUAUGUAUGCAAUUAUUAUGAUGAUGCACAUUUCUUAUCUUGUUACAUAUAAUCUCAAAAUUGAUUUUAUGUUAAUCAUCAAUAAUGGCUAAUAUGACUUAAUAUUGCAACAAUAUUGUUACAAGACUUUCGUUAGUCUUGAAAUAAUUUAACGUGCGUUAGAUUAAAUCCCGUUGAAUUGUUGAAUUAAAAUUUGCGAAAUUCUUUUUCUAAAAAUGUUGUAAAAAAUCCGUGCAAAUAAAGCGCGACAGUUCUUAAAAGUCUGAUUCAUAAGAAGAGUACAAUAAGACAUUAAUUUAUUUAUUUAUUUAUUUAUAAUUGAGUUAUUCUUGAGUAACUCUUCUGCCUUGAAAAGGAAUAAAGAGGAUUUGAGGAACGUAAACAUGGUAUAUACAGGGUGAAGCAUCCAAUAGUGUAUGUCUAAGUAUCUAUUUAGAAAAAGUUUGAUAUCUGUACCUAUUUAUAGAUAUAAAAAUAAAAAAUGAUGUUCAAGAAUAUCUAUGUAAAAAAAGCGAAAUUUUUGAAAUGUUAAAAGCUAUGACCUUAAAUGAAUCUUUUUCCUUAUUAUUCCUACGAGCUAAAUUACUUCAUCUUUAACGAUAUUUUCAAAGACAGCAGAAACAAUAAAAUAAAUUUACAAUAAAAUAGAGUAGAAUAAAUUUUAAAGAAUAGAUUAGAGUAAAGCAUUCAUUUCGCGCUUCAAGAUUAUUCGAGCGUUCUAAAGAAGCAAGAUAACGCUUAAUAACG
Messenger RNA from Acromyrmex echinatior (Panamanian leafcutter ant), 2999 nucleotides. It is a transcript of the gene Atg4b, whose product is annotated as Autophagy-related 4b. Gene Ontology annotation, cellular component: cytoplasm. NCBI's taxonomy places the organism in Eukaryota, Metazoa, Arthropoda, Insecta, Hymenoptera, Formicidae. The record is from RefSeq and is a predicted model, not a curated record. Gene Ontology annotation, biological process: autophagosome assembly; protein delipidation; protein processing. Gene Ontology annotation, molecular function: cysteine-type endopeptidase activity; protein-phosphatidylethanolamide deconjugating activity.